Mesorhabditis spiculigera is the source of this 603-nucleotide messenger RNA. The record is from the annotation of a GenBank genome assembly. NCBI's taxonomy places the organism in Eukaryota, Metazoa, Nematoda, Chromadorea, Rhabditida, Rhabditidae.
AUGGCCGCCGUCGUCGAGCUGCCGCCAGACGAUGACGAGCCGCUUCUCCCUGACGAGGAUGGCGAGCCAAAAAUCGAGCUGCACCCGUGGCACUGUAUCUUUGUCGUCUUGUUCGGGCUGGUGGUGAGCGUGAGCAUGAUGUUCUUCGAGUUCAUGCCCCGAGCCCGGGCGCUGAAAGUCGUCAAUUGCUAUCGCGAGUACGGGCAGGCCUGCAAUUGGUAUCAAUUCUGGCUGUCAGACUGGCUUGAGGUGGCCGCCGUCUGGACACAUUUUUGCAUCUUCCCGAUGUUCUACGCGGUCACGUUGAUUGCGGGCAUGAUAUCGUACACCUGCAUCCCCCUGGGUUAUCAGCUCUCUCGUGUCGUCCAGGUGCCCAUCGUCGCCUUCUUCACGGAGGUCACAAUGUUCUAUCUGGGGUUCGAGUCGCUGUGCGAAUUCAUCGCGAUGGCCGUCACCACGUCGCAGUUUGGCGGGAAUUUGUAUGACCGAGAGCUCCACUCGACGUUCCGCUUCUGCUGGUACGGCUUCGCGACGCUGAACACCUUCCCGUCGUUCUACUUCGUGAUCCGCUCCCUUCGCCGUGCCCGCCAGCUCGUCGCCGAA